AUAAUGUGCAAAGCAGAGUUAGUUCCAAGUGAAACAGCUCAUUUACUAUUUCGAUCAUCUGUGUAAUUCUCUACUUGUUUAAGAUUUUAUGUUUAUACUUAGUUUUUGAUAUAGUUUCUUCUCACAAGUUAUUCUCUGAAAUCUUGUGAUUAUACUGUUUAGUUUUGUUCGACUGUAAUUCUUGAGGAGUUUCAUUCGGAUUUUGUCAAAAGGAAUAUGGGGUUAUCUUCAUCAAAACGGGUCGCCGGAAAACUACGAGACUCACCGGAAUUCAGCUCAGCGUGCGAAACAGUCUACCAACAGUUUCUCUCUCUCGCCCAACAAACUUUCCCGGGCAUCCCCCGCUACCAACUCGUUUCAGCUUCCGACAGUCUCUACCAAACCCUUUCAGAUCUGCACCUCCCUUUGAUCGAUAAAUGGGUAACUUCCCCUCCCACCCGUUCCCAAAUCGACAAAGCCAUCCAAAAAGCCCUCCCGGAUGAUGACGGAGAUGAAAUCGUCACGCUUGGGGAAGCGGCGUUCAAGGAGUUCGCUAUGGAUCUUUACUCAGAUGCCAUCGUUUCCAACGCCGGGAAGGAUGUUCUACUGAAGGUGCCUGUCGGUGUUGCUGGGAUUGUCGGAAUUGGUGUUGCGACGCGGUCAGGGAUGCAGGUCGUUGGGACGGUGAUCGGAGUUUACGCCGUCGGUAUUGCGACCUCGGUUUAUCUCAGUUUGGGUGGUUAGCGUUUGUACCAAACAAAAGAUUGUAUAAAGAUUUUUUUUUUAUUUUGUUAAUUAUUUUGUUAUUUCUUUCUAAUAGGUCAAAUAGGUUAACUGGGUUGAAUUUGAUUUGAAUGCAUUAAAUCUUGUUAACCGUUUUAUUGUAAAAAGUUCGUAACGUAAUACAAACAUCGAUUUGUUUUUUCUUGUAUAA
Molecule: messenger RNA, 913 nt
Organism: Lactuca sativa (garden lettuce)
Lineage: Eukaryota; Viridiplantae; Streptophyta; Magnoliopsida; Asterales; Asteraceae
Source: RefSeq, a predicted model, not a curated record